Molecule: messenger RNA, 438 nt
Organism: Asterias rubens (European starfish)
Lineage: Eukaryota; Metazoa; Echinodermata; Asteroidea; Forcipulatida; Asteriidae
Exons: 4
Source: RefSeq, a predicted model, not a curated record
UUCCCAGAUUUGAGACUUCUUUUGCUCAGUCAACUUUUGGCCUCCCUGAUAAUUGCAGCUAGAUCAUUAAGUUGCUACUAUUGCAUUGACGAGGACGGGGCACCAGACUCGACUGAGGAAUGUUAUGAGCCAGGUGUACAUUUACUUCAUACAUGUCCAGAGAGAACCACGCAAUGUCUUGCGUUUGAGGGCGUUUCAUCUCGCCCAACAGGCGAUUCAAUGUCUGGUGUUGUACGGAUGUGUGGGCCUCCAGUAACCCCGCCCCUAAAUACCACCGAGGCACCUCAACAAGAACUUCCAGAAAACAGGUGCUACUGUGACGCAGAGGCCACUGAUUGGUUUAAGAAGUUCUUACCCGUGCUUGACCCUGGUGACCUGAUCGUUGAGGGCGCUAUCUGUUUCUGUGAUCACAAUGGCUUGUUAUUCCUCUAUAUCUAA